UAGUACUCGCGAGUUCAGAUUAAUUUUUUGGGUGAAAACGUACUCCGAACCAGCCGAAAAGUAUUAUUUGUGGUAGCCGGAAGUGCGCUUGACUUGUUUACGGUAUUUUUGCCCGCAGGCUCCCGGAGAUAUCGGAUUAAAUUUAGAUUUUUCCUGAUCAGCCUCCAUUGGUGAAGAAGUUUCUUGCUGACAUUUUUUUCAUUUACCCUCCCUCUUGCGUUCACACUGCUGCAGGCGUAAAGUGUGUUGGAGUCAGCAUUUUAGUGUUUGUGUGGUUUGAAUUACUUCAUUGUGGCGCUUGGUGGUAGUUGUUGCGUCAGUUUGCAUCGCAUCCAGCAGCGGAACGGUCACCGCGACUCUCCCUCGCUUUUGCCAUCGUUGGUUGGCUGACAUAGGCUCGCGCCAGGUGUGUGAGUGAUCCGUUCCGUUUAUACAUUACAUCCAGUGUUGCGUAUCGUGAUCGCGCGUUUCAUUCAAAACUGCAUACAUUGUGUUAUUACUGGUGCGUGUCAGUGUUGGUGUUUAUAGGUUUUCUCUUUCAUGCAACCCGGACUACAGGAAAAGAAAAAAAGGAACGAAUCCAUCCAUCGUUCAUCAAUCGAAAAAGUGCGGUGUCCCGUUUUUCUUUUAUCCCGUCGGCUUCGCUGUUUGUGCGAUAUUUUGCUCGGCGAGUCAUCGCAGUUCCGACGUUAUCCCAUAAUCUGGGAGCGGGCAGUGGCGUGGAGAAACUAAUUGACUUGAAUCGCUGAAGAGUAAUUUCAGCAGUUGGGUUGGACAGAAAUCCUUGCAGAAAAUAAAGGGUUCCACGUUUAUUACGGCUGGGUGCUAAAUAAAACCAGAAGAUUCAAAUUCUUGUUUGAGCGCUGAUGUCGUGCGCUGGAAUUGCUUUUCUAGAAGUUCCAUAGCAGUGUGGUUGUGCGCAGCUAAUAUUGGCCACGGGAACGAAAUUACGCUGGUGGAACCUGGCAGCCACGAUGUCGGUGCAGCAGUACUGUCUACGUUGGAACAAUCACCAGCCGAAUUUUAUCUCCGUCUUCUCGACCUUACUGCACAAUGAAAGCCUGGUGGACGUUACCCUUGCCGCCGAGGGCCGACAGUUGCAGGCUCACAAGGUGGUACUGUCGGCGUGCAGUUCAUACUUUCAGUCUCUUUUUACCGCCAAUCCCUGCCAACAUCCGAUCGUGAUACUGAAAGAUGUACAGUACAACGACCUUAAAACGAUGGUGGAUUUCAUGUACUACGGGGAGGUAAACGUAUCCACCGAGCAGCUGCCACAGGUGCUAAAAACAGCUGAGAUGCUGAAAAUUAAAGGGCUAGCUGAAAUGCCAGAUGCUUCGGCAGUCUGUAAGGCCGACCCCAGCAAACUAGAUCAUCCGGAUCUAGUGGGUGCCGGACUUGGCCCGGGUGGAACGGGCGGCCCGGAGUCGUUAUGGGGCAGUGCAGAAUCUCAGCAGCAGCAAGCAGCCGCGCAGCAGCAGCAACAGCAGCAGCAAACGCAGCAACAGCAAUACCAUCAGCAGCUACAAGCCCAACAAACCCAGCUGCGGAGGACACCCUCGCCCACCACCAAUAUGUCCCCGGCGGCGCGGCGGAAGCGACUGAGAAAAACGUCCACUGGUUCGGGAUCGCUCUCUACUGAACGAAUGCAGCAACAGCAGCACCAUCAACAGCAGCAACAGCAGCAGGAAGAACACGGAACCAAUAAUGAUGGCACGAUAAACAUCGUACCACAUCUGCAUAUACAGCAACAGGUUGAUAACAUAUCGUACAGUACCAGCCAUAGCGCGCUGGCAUCGUUGGCAGGAGCUGCCGGUGGAUCCGGUAACAAUAUUCGAAUAAUCAAGGAAAGCCCUAGCUCCGACGUCGAUCAGCAGCAGCACGAAUCAUCGCAGGAAAGUGUGGACGAUACAGGACAUCAUAUUCCGAGCAUCAUUAAAACGGAAGACUUAAGCGGUGUGACGCAAACGAUACCGAUGGAUAUUUCCGCAACGUCUAGCAGUGUUGCAGCGGUGAAUAUUCCCCAAUCGCAAUCUCAGCACAGUGUUGCAGAAAUGGCUAAGAUUGCUCUUGGUCUUACAUCCGGCCAAUCUAGCAGUACGAGCGGCACGUCAACGAUGUCGGCCAGUGUGGAAUCGUCGUCAUCGGGAAGCGCACUGACGGCAGUCAAACGUGGCCGCCUGCUGAUCCGUCAGCAGCGAAUCAAGAAAGAAAGUGAUUCAUCUUCGUCUGGACAACACUACGGAUCCGAUCUAGACACACCGGAUGGGGGACCAGUAUACUCGCCAAAUUUGCUCGCAGUUCCGGGACACCAUCGUUUCGAACGGCAAAUUUCAGAACCGAUCAUUUCAUCUGCACCCACUGGCGCUUCCCCGGAAAUACGAUCCGUGGGUGUCGACAGGCCUCACGCUGGACAUCUGCUGAGCGUACCACAGCAAGCUUACCUUGUCAAACAACAUUCCCAUCCGCUGCUACCUAGCCAAACCGCCGGUUCCCUCGGAACGCAUCAAACGUUCCAAGCGAUUUCGUCUUAUUCGUUACAACGUCAGCUCUCUCAUCCGAUAACUACCGUUCAAAGCUCAACCCCGCUUACUCUUCUUACCAGCAGUAGCGGCGCUACACACUACGUAACGCCUUCGUCCGUUAAAACCGAUUCAGACGACGAAGGAACUGCAGUCGCCAGCAUCCCACAGAUCCAUCUUCAGUCUGACCGAACAAUGAGCCCAACAGUGGUUAUUGUUCCCGAAGGAGAAUCUUUGCCGCAGCACCAUACGGCUUCGAGCAAUAGCAGUAACGCUUCAUCUAUUACCACCACUACUGCAGCAACAAACCCAACCGCAACUACCACGAGUAGCUCUGUAGCUCUACUAGCCGAUUUGGCCACACCUCAUAGCGCAAUUCGCGUUAAAGGAGAAGAGCUAUCUCGUUCUGCAUCAUCUCCAUUGACAACUUCUCGUUCAGCGGAUAUCCCUGGGCUGGACAGCCAGCGGUCAAGUCAUUGUCCGGUAGUGCGAGAGGGACCAGCAUUGGGUUGUAACUUCUGCUGGAACACAAUUGAUGCUCAUGGACGCAUUUUGCGACGAAAAACCAAGUACCACUGCCCCGAAUGUCAGACCAAUCUCUGCAUUGUACCGUGUUUCCAAGAGUACCAUGAGCGUCAAUCUGCCGAAAAUCCUGCUCCUACUAGUAACGAUAGUUCCGGCCAAGGUGUUAGCGGGAGCAGUAAGUCGGGCCUGAGAAAUUACCCCAAGUCAGGAUCGAUGUAAAGUUUGUUGUAUUUGCACUGAAAAGUGACCGUUGGUGAUUUAUUGUUCGUAGGAGAUAAUGUUCCCAAUUUGCGUGUUGCGCUCACCGAAACACACCGGAUCGCUCCCCCGAUCUCGGGCUCGGGCCCCGAAAGCUCGGAGCACCGUGAUCGCAUUACAGUUUGUCGGUGGAGUGAACGGGAAAUUAAUUUGAUUUUUUGGCAAAAGCCCUCCGAAUCCUUUGAAUGGGAGGCAAACGAUACUAAAAUGAAUCCCGUUGGAGAAAAAAAAAACGUAACGAAGCCUUAAUUUUUGGUGGAAAUUUUGAAGUAAAAAAACAUGUAACUUUGUGAAAGUUACGUUUAUGAUGUGUGUAGGUAGAAUUACCAAUCGGUGUUGAUAUAGUAAGUAUUUAGGAACGUGACAUUUUAAUUUGAAGUGCAGUUUUUUCCAAUUAAGUGGAACGGUUGAGCUGUGCUUCAACCGCAACAGUGCGUUCUCUUGGGUAGGUAUUGUGUUGUUUUAGUUCAAGAUCUUACUUAAAAUUUAGAUGUUUCACAAAAUGAAAAAAAAAAAAACAAAAAAAUGUUUUAGGCCUGGUGUCCCGUUUUUUGCAUUAAAUUGUUUUAUGCGUGUAUUCGAUCGAUAACCGGAGACGUGAUAUUUUCACGUUUGUUCUCAAUAACUUUAUGUUGGUCGUAGAAAGUGUUGUCAGGAAUCCUUCUCCCAUACGCUGACUUUCUUCUAUCAAGAAACACGGACGCCAAAUUUGAUUGAGAAUGGUCCAGGCAUUCCAGAGCCAUGGCGGAAUCUACAUACAAUCAUACAUACAUUGACAUUUAUAUAAAUGUAGAUGAUAGACGUUUCAACGUAAUAGGUGAUGGUACAGAAUUUUACGAAGAAUCAAAAGUGAAGCUGGAUGAAAAAGUACUUUAAAACACAAAUCUGCAAUGAAACGACAAAAUGUGUCACAGUAUCAUACGAACCAACCGGACAUAUUUUUUCCUGCAUUACUAUGAGGUGUUCAAUGAAUACUAUCACAUCAAUACUGUUGAAUUUAACGCUUUCAGUAGGUAUUUUUUAAGAUUUGAUGUUAUACAAUUAAUAUAACUUUGUGUCUAUUCAAUUGGAUUUUGAAUGACGCGAAAGUUGAGAAGCAUUUAAUGUAGGAUAAUACGUUCGUGGUACUCAGAAGUCUGACUGCGUUUGAGUAGACGAGCAAUAACCAUCUUCACGAUUUUGCAUACUAUCGGCGGGUACAUGCAUCUAGUUAUUUAUACUUUGCAGUGGAUUGAAUAACAAUAUUUCCGUAUAAAAACUAUAGCAAAAUGGCAGCCAUGUGACGAACGAUAAGCUAAGCACGGCCGUUAGCAAAGCAACAGCAAAUGAUGUUAUGGUCCUGCAAAUACGGCGCCGUAAAAGGGUACAUCGGUUGCUUCAUUCAGGUUGUUGAAAAGUUCGAAAACUAUGGAAAGGUUGGUUUUGUGGCUCGAUAAUUGUGUUACUUAGAAUUAAAAUUAAAACGUCUUCUUUGAUCAGAUAAUUAAAAUCGAUUAAAGUUGAGAAAAUCGUAAGUACGGAAAGCGAAGUCGAACGUAGAAGCGUUAGAUACGCCAUCGAGCCAUUCCUUUCCUCGCAUGUUCAACAUGUCAGUGUGUUUUGAAUAAAAUUAAGUCUUGUUCAUGUGCAGAGCUGGUUCAUAAAUUAGUGACGAAAAAGUAUCAUUACCAAUUUCCCUACAGUAUCAGCGUCCCGACAGAAAAAAAUCUGCGAUAACUUUAAUUUAAAUCAGCAUUUAAAAUGGACAGAUAAAUCACAGGAUACUGACAGCUUAUAAAAAGUGUAUUUAUUCAUGACGAUCGACGCGAAAUUACAUCAUGAUAGUAUGAAGAGAUGGGUUUGCAAUAAAUCACCAUUUACCGCUGCGCAACCAUUCGCCAUUUGAAGUCGAAAAUGAAUUUUCGGUAGAAAUGGCGGUUAGCGGAUAUCGAUGUGACACUGAAUUGAAAGUUGGCGGUUAUUGGCUUACCGUAUUACAUGAACACCAUUGCAAUAAUUUUGGCAAUCCAGCUUUUUACGAGCCAUAAUGACGGACCGUAUACUCUGUGUUUUGCAAUUUCCUAAAUACAUCGCACGUUUUCUUUUCGCACGUUCACGGUAAAACUAAAGGAACGUGCGAAAAAAAAUCAUUUUUGAAACAAGUAUUACAGAUUGUUGAUGAUCACAAGCUGAAACUCGUUUACUAUAAGAUUCUAUUGACUUUGUACGUCUCCUCCUCCCUAAUUGCUGAUAAAGUGUCUCCAGCUCGCGGUUCAUCCGCUUCCGCCACUCUCCGUUUGUACUCCGCCAAAAAUAGUUUGGCAACACCUUUCGUUCAAAUACAGCAAGUACACUUUUAUCUUCCGUAAGUAAAGUUAUAGUUUCAAGUCCGUUGAAGGUUACCGUUCUGAUUAGUGCUUUGUACAUUGUCAGCUUUAUACAAGGUCUGG
Molecule: messenger RNA, 5731 nt
Organism: Sabethes cyaneus
Lineage: Eukaryota; Metazoa; Arthropoda; Insecta; Diptera; Culicidae
Product: ras-interacting protein RIP3
Exons: 6
Coding region: 975-3263 (762 amino acids)
Biological process (GO): regulation of transcription by RNA polymerase II
Cellular component (GO): nucleus
Molecular function (GO): protein binding; DNA binding
Source: RefSeq, a predicted model, not a curated record